CUUUUCUUCUUGUUUCUCGCAGCAAUCAUGCUGAAACUGUUUGCACCCAAAAAGAAGAAAAAAUCUACACUCGAGAUGGUCCAUCAAAGCAAAAUCGACAAGGAUAUUCCACCUACCCUCUCCGUGGCUGCACCUCCCCCGCCUCCAAUUGAACCAUCGCCUGUCUUAUUUAUGCCGAAACCAAAACACGCUGUUGCGCCGACUAAAGAGGUACUAUCUCAGUCCUACGAGAACGAUAAAACUGAAUUGGAACUGUCUGAAGAAGAAGAAGAAGAAGAAAAGGCAGCAACAGCAGAGGAUGUUUCACCUAUUAUGCUGCCACAUCGUGUUCGAUUUACGUCCUCCUCGUCAUCCUCUCACGGGACCUCUCCUCCUCCUCUUCCCCUGAAUAAAGCACCGACCGGCAGUCCCACGGUAGUAAAUAAGCGUACUUCCAUUGCAACGAGUAGUGACGAUUCCCACCGGGUGUAUGAAUCAGCACUUCAAUCGCCAAUAUCUUCGCCACUUCAGGUCGCACAACAACAGCAACAGCAGCAACAACAACCGCAACCGCUACAUUUACCCAAUAACAGUAGCUGUACGUCUUUGGAGGACGUCGAAGUAUUGCAACGUCAAGUCCAGUACAUCCAACAGCUUUGUGAAAAGGAGCGCCAAGAGUGGAUGAAACGGGAGCAUGCCCAUCGAUUGCGAGAGAAAGAAAUGCUAGAAAAAAUCACCGAGACCCAGGAUCAGUUACGCCAAGCGCUGGAGCAGGUGCAACAGCAGCAACAGCAACAACAACAACAGCAACAUUUCCAUCCCCACCCUUCGCGUGACGACAGUGGAUAUAUAGAAUACGAAGAUGAUGAGCCAGACGACAUAGACGACGUAAUGGGGUACCAUUAUUAUCAUCGCCACCACCCACAAGUGCCCCGCGCACGAUCCAUGGAACGGCCCGGAAGUCGUCAACACGGUAACAGAAGAGGGACACGACGGAGAAGUGUUUCAGUAGAAAAACCAAGAGCAAUACCUCCCGACGAGUACAGAAUGCCACGCAGGAGCCGUAGUCGUGCGUCUUCGUACUAUGAAGAGGAGGAUGAGCGCGAUGCGUAUUUUUUGGGUGACGACGCAGUGGACGAUGGAUUCGAUGACAACGAGGAACAAGUAGAGGACUGGGAUUAUUAUCAACCAGGAACCACUCCCAAGAGUAGAGCGGCGCCACGGCCUAGGAUGAGCGAGUCCACACCAGCAGCAGUGCGUUAUUUGCGCCCGCGACGAUCCUAUAGACGCCCACCUGUGCAGUACCACCCUGCAUACUACCACCACUACUACCCUUAUGACCUGCAGUAAUUUUCCUAUUUCCUAUUUUGCUUUUUGUGUAUAAUUUUCGGUAUGGCAAUAGCCAAUCAGAACCAGGGAUCUAUGCCGCUGUGUCAUAGCCUGUCAAAUAAAAAAAGCCACGGUCCGUUCCGCAACCGCUA
This is a messenger RNA of Zychaea mexicana, 1460 nucleotides long. RefSeq lists its product as uncharacterized. The record is from RefSeq and is a predicted model, not a curated record. The transcript is spliced from 2 exons. Lineage: Eukaryota; Fungi; Mucoromycota; Mucoromycetes; Mucorales; Lichtheimiaceae. Bases 28 to 1329 code for a protein of 433 amino acids.